CAUAAUACAAAGAUGGCAAACGGUAGUGAAGCAAGCGCGUGAAGAUUUCCAACUCAGAUCGCAUGGUUCUGUUUGUAAAAUAUAAUCAAAGUUACAUUUUGGCGGUUGAAGACAAAAAUGAGGUGUUUCCAGCUCUGUUGGGUGAUUUUCAUCUUGAUUUUUUUCGGUGAAAGUGAAUGGAUGCCGUCCGUCUCUGGAAUGCCUAUGGAACAAAGAUUUGACGGAAGUACUCUAUGCGGCUUGGAUUUCGGGCGUAAUGCCGCCAGUAAAGAAUAUUCACGCAUUGCUUUAGAACUGAUUUACAAGGAUACAGCAACAGUGGUUGCUAAUAGCACCAAAUGCGAUCUGGAGUUCAGGGAUGGCGCUGCGCAAUGGAAGAAGCUUACAGGAAAUGAAAAAAGAUCAUUCGACCGCAUCGAAGUUCGAGUAACAGAAGGCAAUCCCGAGCUCCUUAGGAUCUUUGUUGACAAAAAAGAUCGAGGACGACUCUCGGACGAUGUGCAUUCCAUUAUUCAAAUUGUUUGCGCAAACCGGAAGUUUCAUGGUUGCAUUCGCUUUCCAUCAUCGAAAAAAGGGGUUAUGCAUAAGCACAGAAGCCUUCUUAGUGUUGAUCAGGGUGAUGUGCAGAAGGAUGAUGAUGAUGGCAUAUUUCUAAAGCCACUCCUCCUGAUAUCAGCUGGUAUUGCAGUUCUUCUUCUGGCUGGAAGUCUGUGCACUGAUUGUAAUGAAAACAAAGAUGAUGUGUCAAUAUCGGAUGCCAAACCUCAUCUUGUCUCUUGCCAACAACGUCUAAGUCGGCGCCAGGUACUGCCAGAUGAACAACAGCCAGAGGAAGAAGUCGUCGACGAGUCGAAAAUUGAUAUCGGAACAAUUGAAAAGAUGGACCAAAAUUUGGUGGAGGAGAAUAAUCACACAUCACAGAUUCCCCUUUCAGACAAUGAGCUUCCUGAAAGUACAUCGACCGUCCAGCACGUGCAGCACGUGCCACCGAACAGCACGCAUCCCCCCGAGCCGGCGAUUAGCGUGCACACAUCUGACUCGCAGCCACGCCCGCCCAGCACGGAGCACGUGUCUCCAAAGGACGUUGACGUUGUGCAUCCGGGUACUACGUCGUCAGAGUAUGAAACUGUAGAAUGUAAGACUGUCAGCUCAAAAUCUGGAAUCUCGAAGAGCAAACAAGGCAGUGAACAUGAACAUGACGAACAUAAAGGCAGGUUCUGGAAGAGAACUCGGUCUGCUAAAGGAAUUAGUGGUAGCACUUCCGCCACGGAUAGAUCCUCUGAUGUAUUCAAAGAUGAGGAACACAAACACAGAUCGAGGAAAGAAUCUAAAGAGACGAAGACAAAAACUGGAAAAACAAAGAGCAGAACGGGCUCUUCGGGUAGUGAUAAAGACGAAAAACACGUUUUGCAUGAAAGUCCCAUUGAAAGGCCUCGAGAGAAGACGCCAACCCUAGAACGGCAUUCUCGAGGACUUCCGCUUCCGCCGGGGCCUUCAGUGCCUCCACUUCCGGUUGUUCCCAUUCCCCAAAGACAUUUUUCUGCUCCCGAUGAGGUGGAAGAUGAUAACAACUAUGAGACUGUUGAAGUGCGUAAGACAAAGUCCAUGGAGAGAGUGAAGGGCCAUCCACCGUCUCCAUCCGACGAUGCAUAUGACACUGUCCAGGUUAAAGUCGGAAAACCUCGGGCUCUUUCGCUUGAUCACGACAUGGGCGAAGACAGCGGGAAUUACGAAGUUGUUGCUUUUAAUAAGAGCGAGGUUGAUUAUUUGUAUGCUGAAGUGCAGCAAUCCAAAAAUAAGGAGACUACGAAUGAGAAAAACGUGGAAGACAAGGUUGCUGAGGAAACUGAGGAAGAUCCAGAAGAUCCUUACUCGAGAAUUAAGAACUUGAAACUGAAGGAAGAGGUGGCAGAAAUGUCAGAGGCCCUCGAAGAUGCGGAAGAUCCCUAUUCCAGCAUAAAAAAUGACAUGCAAGAGGAUGAUUUGGAAGUCUCUAACCUGUAUGAAGAUGUCGAGAAACAAAAAGAAAAUCGAGUUGAUAAAAAUCACAAAUACGCAUCCGUUGACAAAAAGGAAGUAUUCCAGUUAAUGAUAGACACCGAAAACAGCGCAGAUUCUGAAAGGAACAGAUCAAAGAGUGAUACAACGGGAUUGAAACGAUGUAGGAAUGAGAUGGACAAACGCGCCAAUUCUGUUCAUGUGGUGCGGUCAAGAACAGGCGAGGCUGUGGCAAAAGGCGAGGUUACACAAGCAAACAAGGCUACCACUUUGCCAAGAGACGAUACUUACGCAAAAGUGGACUUGAGCAAGAAGACAAGGCGUCGUAAUGAUACAGAAAGUAGCGGAGAUACUGAGGAGGAGAGACAUGACACGGAAGAUCCCCCACCCCUACCCCCUGCGUACGUGUCGUCAAGACAAAUGAAGAUUGAAAUGGGAAGAAAUCCAGAUAACACUGAUAACCUUUACGAUGAAGUCGCUACAGCUGGCCAGAGAGACCGCACUCCUAGUACAGAGUUGCUUAUACCUCAAGACGAUUCUAACCGAUUGUCAUCCGCGUCAGGCGACUACGAACCUGUUGAAACCAUUUUAAAACCAGUUAUUCCGAUAACCAAAACCUCGGCGAGCGACGAUUAUGCGGAAAUUCCAGAACCAGUUCACAAGUCAAAUGCGUCCGGUAGCGGUAGCGCGGGACCUGUGCAUUUGGAGGUCUGUAAUGCGCCAGCGAACAUCUCAGUCACGGUGACAAGUUCAACGGAAGCAUGCGCAAAUGACGAUAACGUCGAAGAAACUCAUUACGAAUUAGUUGCUCCUCGAGAUAGGAAACAUUUGGAGUCAAGUACAUCCAAUGGUGUAAGGCUAUGAUUGAAAGUAAGAGAUCUACGAGUGAAUUUUCCUUAGUUUCGCCAGCGUACAAAGAGGAUAUGGUUUUACAUUCCAACAACCUUCCCCAGUCGACCAGUUCCUCAAUAUGUUCCUGAUAUGUUUGACAUUACACAAACAUUGUAUGGAGAAUGUACAUGCUGAUGUCUCCUUAGGCUAAAGUGUUUAGCAAAACUGUGUUUGUAGAAAGAAGAUGAACCUUUUAAGAUAUUAACACGAUUAGCCAGUGUCCAAAUAUAAUUUUUACGUCUUAUAGGCUUAUCCUUGGAAAUCGUCUUUUUUUUAAUCUCAGAAGUAGGGUAUAUUUAUUUAAAAGUUUGCAUGCGUGACGCGUGGAUAAACGAUUUACAGUAUUUUGAGUGAAAGAGAAAAACUUGAAAGCGAAACCUGUCACUCUUGAAAUGACGUGUAGUCUUACCCAUUCCAAACUACUCCUAUUUGCCAUGCGCACACUUAACCUGCCCGGAAGGAGAAGCACAACUCACUUUGUUAGACGGCACUAUCUAGAGGAAUAUUUAAACUAGCAGAUUUUUUUUAUUUUUCGCAUAAAUCAAUAGUUAAACGAAGUUCGAACGCACCCCGCUAUUGAAUGGACACCUCACUUAGGCGGACAAGAGGUCAUGUAAACCCCCAAACUUUGGAAAUCUCAUAAUUGAGAAAUGCUUCUUAUUAACAAGGAUAAAGGUCUUUCGGGUAUGUGAUUGUGGAAGUUUCCUUUGCAUCAGAUAUUCCGUAGCCUUUUUCGCACUUACGGUUUAAGUUAAGGCUAAGUGUUGCAGUAUUUUAGUGUUCAGAUGAACCCGUAAAUAUAGUUUAUUAAAAGCAAUAUUAUGUACUUUUUUUAACCAUCACACUAUUGAAUAGCAAUUGUAGUGUUAUUUUAUAUCAGUUUAUUCGUACAUUAAUUUCAAGAAAUUUAAAAUUUUAGUGUUGUUUACAAAUAUAGGAAUCCUCUGUUGAA
Pocillopora verrucosa is the source of this 3841-nucleotide messenger RNA. Its product is annotated as peptidyl-prolyl cis-trans isomerase G. NCBI's taxonomy places the organism in Eukaryota, Metazoa, Cnidaria, Anthozoa, Scleractinia, Pocilloporidae. The record is from RefSeq and is a predicted model, not a curated record.